AUGGGAAGCGUCUUUUCCUCCAUUGGUCGUGGCAUUUCUGCCGUUAUCAGCGCCAUUGCCAACGUCUUUAUCACUAUUGUCAACGCAAUCACUAGCUCGUCCCACUUCACCGUCGGCGGUAGAAUGACGGUCAACUGGGCUCUUGGAGGCUACGGGGACACGAGGAUCCCUACCAACAGCACGCCUCUUGCCCCGAGGGACAGCACCCUGGCACCAGAUCUCGAGAUGAUCUCGCUGCUCUCGACCCACCUCCUUUCGAAACAGGUCUGCCUGGGCCUGUCCGUCUGGGUCAUCUACGACUACUUUCUGAUUACGGACGACAGUGUCAACUUGUUUUGGUCGUAUAGAUGGAAUAUCUCAAAAGUGCUUUUCUACCUUAGUCGAUAUAUGACAAUCCUCAUUGUCUCAUUGACUACUAUAGGCAAGUCUCACCAUAGGAACGGUUCACAUUCGAUAACUUUGUCUCUAGAGAUCUUUACCCCAAAUCCUUCUGACACGCCCUCGUCACUUUCUGCCCAACUCACAAUCAGCAGCUGUCGCAUCUAUCCCUGGCUAUGGCUGGUUGGAUCCAUCAUUCUGAUGGGUAUCAUGAAUCUCGUGCUCAUUUCCCGAAUCUAUGCUCUCUGGAACAGGUCGCGACUCAUUCUCAUCGUCACAAUGUUUGGUCUCAUCUUCCAGCUAUCAUGGUUUAUUGCUAUGGUCAGCUAUACCAACAACCUUGCCACCCUGGCACAUAGCUCUCCUCCUUUCACUGGGUGUUUGCGCAUCCCGUGCACCUCUUUAGGAUGGACCGUGCUCGUCCCUCCAGUCUUCAACGAGGCCACCCUCAUCCUUCUCACCGCCAUCAAGACUUGUCCCAUGGUCAUCCAACACGGUUUCCAUGUGCCACUUUACAAUCUACUCCUUCGUGAUGGAUUCCUCUAUUUCCUCCUGAUCAUAAUCAUUUAUUCCAUCAAUCUCAUCUCAGCCUUUCGGCCUUCGCCCCUGAAAACGAUUCUUGAGGUUUCCUUUCCUGCGCUCUCUUUCAUGGGCAUCUCCUGCACUCGCCUGCUCCUUCGGUUGCAGCGAGCAUUGAUAUCGGGUGCUGAUGAUGAUCCCCAGACCGAGUUUGACCGAUCAGAGAUAACCAGGAACUGGCCCAUUGUCACGUUUGGAGGGAGUGGGGGAAACCAUAUGGGUUCAAAGGGGAUGAACAUCUCUCCAACCCGCUCUCAUUUACCUAUUGUAACACUCCCAUACGCUGAGGAGGGUACUCAAAGGGAGUGCAGACGGUAUGAGCCUCAAGCAGACUAG
Molecule: messenger RNA, 1293 nt
Organism: Serendipita indica DSM 11827
Lineage: Eukaryota; Fungi; Basidiomycota; Agaricomycetes; Sebacinales; Serendipitaceae
Source: the annotation of a GenBank genome assembly